Messenger RNA from Tilletiopsis washingtonensis, 647 nucleotides. RefSeq lists its product as hypothetical. The transcript has 2 exons. Lineage: Eukaryota; Fungi; Basidiomycota; Exobasidiomycetes; Entylomatales. Gene Ontology annotation, biological process: attachment of spindle microtubules to kinetochore. Gene Ontology annotation, cellular component: mitotic spindle; DASH complex. The coding region runs from base 32 to 460 and encodes 142 amino acids. The record is from RefSeq and is a predicted model, not a curated record.
CCUCCCGUCCACCACGCCCCGUCCGCGCAGCAUGUCCUCCCUCGUCUCUUCCGAUCCCAUCGCUGCGCCCGCAGCAGCAGCGGGCACAAAUGGCGCCGCCGCCGCCGCCGCCGCCGCCGCACCGCCCGUGUGGCAGAACCCCUACGCCAACCACCGCGCCCUGAGCGCAGAGGAGGCCGAGCUGCUGGGCGAGUACGCGCGCCUCGCCGACACGAUCCGCCGCAUCACCCAGAUCUCGGCGCCCCUCUCGUCGCCCGCGCGCCACGCGUCGCUGCUGACGCAGCUGCGCGUGCUGGAGCGCAAGAUGGGCCUCGUGCUCACGCUCUUCAAGGCCUCCGUAUGGGCGCUCGUCGUGGAGCAGCAGGACCUGGCCGAGGAGGAGGAGCGGCGGAGGGAGGAGGAGGAGCGGUGGGAACAGCAGGCAGCAGGAGGGGACGAGACGGCGAGAUAUGAGUACUAGGCACGGCCGGCUCGGACGGAGCAGGCCGCUGAGCGCUCAACGCGGCGCGAAACGCUCCUUGCGGGCCAGCAGGGCUUGCAUCUCCACCUCUGGCGCUCUCUCGCAACGCUCCUAGCGGGCCAGGGCUUGCGCCUGGACCUUUCGCUCUCUGUAUUUGUAACCUCGACCAACUCAUACCUUCUCUGCA